AAUCACUGCAUUGUUAUGGUUCCUUCCCCAGGACUUAGCCAUUUGAUUCCACUGGUUGAGUUCUCAAAGAGAUUACUAUCAUUUCAAAGAGAAAAUUUGCAUGUGAAGUUCAUAGUUCCAACACUUGGUGCUCCUUCUUCUUCCAUGAAAUCCAUCCUCAACAACUCUCUUCCACCAAACUCAUCAUUCAUCAUUCUCCCCCAAAUCAACAUUGAAGACCUCACUGAGAAAUCUGACCCUGCAACUCAGAUGAAAGAAACAGUGAAGCACUCUCUUCCAUUCAUCCAUCAAGAACUCACCUCACUCAGUUCCACCAAUCACCUUGUUGCUAUCUUGUUCAGUGUGUUCUCAACUGAUGUUAUUGAUCUUGCAAGUGAAUUCAACCUUUUAACUUAUCUCUUCUUUGCAAGUGGAGCAACACUCUUUUCAUUCUGUUUUCAUUUUCCACAACUUGAUCAGGAUGCUGAUGAUUCCUCUAAGAACUCCUUGUUGGAGUUAACAGAUCCUGUUCAUGUUCCUGGUUGUUCUGUUCGAUUUCAGGUCAAGGAUCUUCCUGAUCCAGUUCUUUUUGAUAGAUCAAGUGAAGUCUACAAAUCAUUUCUUGCUGUGGUAAAGAACUACUCAUUGGUUGAUGGUGUCAUAAUGAACACCUUCACAGAUUUGGAACCAGAUGCAGUAAGAGCUCUACAACAAGAACAUAAUAAUAAUAUCGGAGAAAAGAAUGUUCCUUUUGUUUACCCAAUUGGACCAAUCAUUCAAAGUGAGACAAGUAAUGAGGUAAACAAGUUAGAGUGUUUAACAUGGUUGGAUAAUCAGCCACCAAGAUCAGUGUUGUAUAUCUCUUUUGGAAGUGGUGGAACACUUUCUCAAGAGCAACUCAAUGAGAUUGCAUUUGGAUUGGAAUUGAGUGGACACAAGUUCUUGUGGGUUGUGAGAGCUCCUAGCAACUUUGGUGGUUCUGCAUAUCUUAGUCAACAAAAGGAAGAUCCAUUACACUAUCUACCAUCCGGUUUUGUGGAGAGAACCAAAGAACAAGGCUUGGUGAUUCCAUCAUGGGCCCCACAAAUUGAGAUUCUUGGUCAUGGUUCCGUUGGUGCUUUCUUGAGCCAUUGUGGUUGGAACUCAACUCUAGAGAGUGUGUCACAUGGUGUGCCUGUGAUUGCAUGGCCACUGUUUGCAGAGCAGAGAAUGAAUGCAGUGUUGCUCAAAGAUGUGCUUAAAGUGGCAGUGAGGCCCGAGGCUAAUGAAGAUGGGAUAGUCAAAAGAGAAGAAGUGGCCAGAGUUGUGAAGGGGAUCAUAGAGGAGAAUGAAGAAGGGUUGAAAAUGAGAAAGAGAAUUAAAGAGUUGAGUGAUGCUGCUGCUGCUGCACUUAGUGAAAAUGGUUCCUCUAUGAAGGCGCUGUCUAGUCUUGCACUGAAAUGGCAAAACAUUUGAGUAACAUGUUAGUAUCAUGUGGAGAUAUUUUUAUAGAUAUUUUUUAGUUACUUUUCUCUGUGUGAACAAUAAUAAUGCACAUCCUAUGCAUUUUUCUAAUAAUGAAGUUUUUGUAUUAUUAGUUUUUUUCCUAAAUUAGAAGUGAAAUUCGAAUCUGAGACUUUUAAGUGAAAA
Messenger RNA from Arachis duranensis, 1608 nucleotides. Its product is annotated as hydroquinone glucosyltransferase. The record is from RefSeq and is a predicted model, not a curated record. Lineage: Eukaryota; Viridiplantae; Streptophyta; Magnoliopsida; Fabales; Fabaceae. Gene Ontology annotation, molecular function: UDP-glycosyltransferase activity.